AUGUUGAAGCCAAUUGGGAGGGAGCCAAGAACAAAACGGCAAGGCAAGCCACGCCAUCCUAAGCUUCCAAUAGCCUCACUUUCUCUAAAUGUCUUGAAUAGGGAGCAAGGCCAAGGCAAGGCACGGCAAGGCAAGGCAAGCCAAAGCCACGACAUGCCAAAGCAAGGUAAGGCAAAGCAUGUCAAGGCCACAACAAGGCAAGGCAAAGCAUGCCCAGGCAAGGCAAGACAAGGCAUGCCAAGACAAGUGAAGGUCGUGCGAAGAGAAGGCAAGUACGUAAAAAUACAAAGUGUCGGGUCAGUAGCCUCGCCAAGUUUUGGGGGAAAGUUGAAUGGAAAAAGGGGGGGAAGGGACGAAUCAAAGCGACGCAGGGCUAAAUCUCAAUGGAUAGUGAUAGCAAGACCGCUUUACUACUUACAAUACCCCGUCACGUAUUUAAGUCGUCUACAAAGAAUUCUACCCGCCGCUCAGUAG
Messenger RNA from Prunus armeniaca (apricot), 474 nucleotides. The record is from the annotation of a GenBank genome assembly. NCBI's taxonomy places the organism in Eukaryota, Viridiplantae, Streptophyta, Magnoliopsida, Rosales, Rosaceae.